AUGCUUCAUCAUGUAUUUACAAAUCCCUUCCAAAUAAACAUCAGGACCCUCUUCUCUUCACAAUCUUCCAACGUCGUCACCAACAAUGUAUUCUACAACUCCACAGUGACGGGAACAAACCCCUUUGACAUUGUCUAUGGACUUUUCAUGUGCAAGGGUGAUGUCCCAUUUCAGUUGUGUGGACAAUGCAUUAUAAACGCAACGCAGAAACUAUCAUCAGACUUACAGUGCUCCCUGUCCAAACAAGUUGUGAUCUGGUACAACAAGUACAUGGUUCGCUAUUCCAAUCGCUCCUUUUUCUCCACCGUAGACACAAGGCCUGCUAUUGGCCUGUCCAACACCGCCAAUAUCUCAAACCAAGCAAACUUCACGUGUUUGAUGUUCGAAACCGUGAAUGAAACUAGGAGGGAGAAUUUUAAAUCCCAGUUGUAA
This is a messenger RNA of Glycine soja, 432 nucleotides long. RefSeq names its product cysteine-rich repeat secretory protein 9-like. The transcript has a single exon. The coding region runs from base 1 to 432 and encodes 143 amino acids. NCBI's taxonomy places the organism in Eukaryota, Viridiplantae, Streptophyta, Magnoliopsida, Fabales, Fabaceae. The record is from RefSeq and is a predicted model, not a curated record.